Messenger RNA from Momordica charantia (bitter melon), 2548 nucleotides. RefSeq names its product Phototropic-responsive NPH3 family protein. The record is from RefSeq and is a predicted model, not a curated record. NCBI's taxonomy places the organism in Eukaryota, Viridiplantae, Streptophyta, Magnoliopsida, Cucurbitales, Cucurbitaceae. Gene Ontology annotation, molecular function: protein binding.
UGUCAAACGAAACAACGACCUUUUUCCCGCUUUCUUCUUUUCUUUCUUUCUUUGAUUGAACAGUUUCGAAUUCGACUUUGACUUUUCCGUUCAAAGAUUGAAUCCUUUUUCCCCCUUUAUCGCGCUCGUUUGCCUGCUCAAACAGAGCAGAAAUCAUCACCCAGGAAAAAGAAAAGAAGAAACCUCCAAAAGAAGGCACAAAAUUAGUGAAUCUAGUGAGGUGAUGAUGUUUGAUGGGGUUGCAAACAAUUUGUGGCGUGUUAAUCAAAAGCAUGACCCACCACCAAUAAGGCCCCAUUGCCUUUGGAGAAUUGCAAUCUUGUGAUUUUUGCCCUGCACACCACCUGUUUGACAAAAAUGGCCAAAGAACUUCACCUACAUCAGCUUUCCCCAUCUGGGCCUCUGUCUCUGUCUCUUUCCACCAUUUGCUUCCUCAACCCCACCAUCGUUUUUUUCUCCCUACUGACCUUCCACUUUGCUCUCCCUCGGUUCCCUUCCUCUGAAUGGACCGAAGCGACAUGCAGCAGCUCCAGCAACAGUUAUCUCUGGCCAAGUCUGUGCGCCACCACUGCAACGAAUGGAUUUUUCGAGACGUUCCAAGCGAUAUUACGAUAGAAGUGACUGGAGUGACAUUCUCCCUGCAUAAAUUCCCUCUUGUCUCUCGAAGUGGGCGGAUUCGAAGGUUAGUUGCAGAAUAUAGAGAUUCUGACAUCUCUAGGGUGGAGCUUCUCAAUCUUCCGGGAGGUCCUGAAUCUUUUGAGCUGGCUGCCAAAUUUUGUUAUGGGAUAAACUUCGAAAUAACUCCAGGAAAUGUUGCGCAGCUAUGUUGUGUAUCAGAUUAUCUUGAAAUGACCGAGGAGUUCUCAAAGGAUAAUCUUGGCUCGCGAGCCGAAGAAUAUCUCGAGAGCAUCGUCUCCAAGAAUCUUGAAAUGUGUGUUGAAGUGUUGCAGCAAUGUGAGAAUUUACUCCCUCUUGCCGAUGAGCUGAAAGUAGUUAGCCGUUGCAUCGAUGCAAUAGCAUCAAAGGCUUGUUCAGAGCAAAUUGCUUCAAGCUUCUCGCGCUUGGAGUAUAGUAGUUCAGGGAGACUUCACAUGAGUAAACAGGCCAAGUGUGAUAGUGACUGGUGGAUUGAAGAUAUCUCUGUUCUUCGUGUUGACUUGUAUGAAAGAGUCAUUACAGCCAUGAAGUGUCGAGGGGUUCGUCCCGAGAGCAUCGGUGCAUCCUUGGUGAAUUAUGCUGAGAGGGAGCUAACAAAGAAAUCCAGCUUAUGGAACCCAUCUGGCCAGACAAAAUCUGAUUUUGUUUCGGGUUCGAAUGGGCAGGAAAAACUUAUUGUUGAGACAAUAGUGAGCCUUUUUCCAGUUGAAAAAUUGGCUGUUCCGAUCAAUUUUCUUUUCGGGCUUCUGAGAAGUGCUGUGAUGCUUGAUUGCACUGUUGCUUGCAGACUUGACCUUGAGAGAAGGAUAGGAUCCCAGUUGGAUAUUGCUACUCUUGAUGACCUUCUGAUUCCAUCCUUCAAGCAUUCAGCUGAUACUUUGUUUGACGUUGACACAGUUCACAGGAUUUUGGUUAACUUCUCUCAACAAGAUGAUAGCGAGGAAGAUAUGGAAGACGCCUCUGUUUUCGAAUCAGAUAGUCCUCAUUCGCCAUCUCAAAGUGCAUUGUUUAAAGUUUCCAAAUUAGUGGAUAACUACCUUGCUGAAAUUGCCCCUGAUGCAAACCUCAAGCUUUCAAAGUUCGUCGUCAUUGCAGAUUCUGUACCUUCACAUGCACGCACCAUCCAUGAUGGACUAUAUCGAGCCAUCGACAUCUAUCUUAAAGCUCAUCAGGGGCUAUCAGAUUUAGACAAAAAGAAGCUCUGCAAACUACUUGAUUUCCAAAAGCUCUCACAAGAGGCUGGUGCUCAUGCUGCUCAAAACGAACGGCUUCCCCUCCAAUGCAUGGUUCAAGUCCUAUAUUUCGAGCAACUAAGGCUCCGCAAUGCAUUGUCGAAUUCUUGCGGUGACGAGGACUACAAACCCUCACACCAAUCAUGGCGGAUCAGCAGUGGUGCGUUGAGUGCAGCAAUGUCUCCACGAGACAAUUAUGCAUCGCUGAGACGAGAGAACCGUGAACUUAAACUUGAACUGGCCCGACUACGGAUGAGGUUGAAUGAUCUUGAAAAAGAACAUGUUUGUAUGAGGAGGGACAUGCAGAAGUCGAGUUCUCGUAAACUUAUGAGUUCUUUCUCAAGGAAAUUUAGUAAAAUGAGCUUCUUUGGGCAUAGCUCUUCGAGGGGUUCGAGUUCUCCAUCAAAACAUUCACAGAGGACGGAUUCUAAAGUGAUUGAAAGAACAUGUACAAGUGCAGAAUAGUUAGAGUUUACAUCACACAGUGCACUGCAGAGUUAUCUUUUCUUUGUCAAGCAAAUGCAAAUUCUUUUCCCUUUCUCCUCUCUUUAAAGAAUGGUCGAGUCUACUUGUAAUUUGUAAAUGAAUAGCAUUUCGAAGAACUCUUCUAUAUUGAUGAUGAUUUUGGCAAGUAAAUCUCAGUAGUAUUGAAUUCUACA